Messenger RNA from Gadus morhua (Atlantic cod), 7045 nucleotides. RefSeq names its product calcium channel, voltage-dependent, L type, alpha 1D subunit, a (gene cacna1da). The transcript is spliced from 49 exons. The coding region runs from base 506 to 7012 and encodes 2168 amino acids. The record is from RefSeq and is a predicted model, not a curated record. Gene Ontology annotation, cellular component: voltage-gated calcium channel complex; membrane. Lineage: Eukaryota; Metazoa; Chordata; Actinopteri; Gadiformes; Gadidae. Gene Ontology annotation, molecular function: high voltage-gated calcium channel activity. Gene Ontology annotation, biological process: calcium ion import across plasma membrane.
UCUUUACUGUUCACUGACGCCGUGACGAUGAACUGGCUGCACGCCGCAGAUGAUGAUGAGGAUGCUCUGUUCUCUCGUGCGCACUCUCUCCUGUCUCCCGCUCCCCACGAGCAUCAUGGAGGGGCUUAAUUAAUGCAUAGCUCAUGUGUCCCUCCUGCCCCGCAGCCCGUGCUUUUCCUUUGCCCUUUGAGUCCGGUCCUGCGUUAUAUCGUCCGCCAAAUCCUUGGACUUUUCUCGGUGUAUGGAGAGGAGGACCGUGGCAACAAUUAAGACUCCAGUGAAGUGAGCAUCACGUUACAUGCACGGUACACACGGUGGGCAAUUUGCGGACGCGGACGCGUCUCUCCCAGGCUGGACGAGGCAAAGCUAUGCCAGCGGCAGCGGCGUCUUUCUUCCUGGUGAGGUGCGGGCCGACCGGUCAGACCCUGCUGCCUUGUUCUAGCGUUGCUGUCUACCCUGGCAGGUCCAUGCUGCUGGAUGUUAGUCCCAGAGCCACGCCCGCAGCAUGAGUGCCAACGGGCCUGCCCCAGGCCCAGUCCCCCCUACAGCCCCACAAGCCCCCGCCCCCGCCCCUGCUCCGGCCUCCGCCCCGGCGCCCACCCCGGCCCCAGCGCCGCCCCCCGCGCCCACCGUCCCGGCGGCCACAACCACCAUCCCGGUCGGGGCGCUAGCGCAGAAGAAGCGGCAGCAGUAUGCCAAAAGCAAGAAGCAGGGCAGUAACGCCAACAGCAGGCCGCCCAGGGCUCUGUUCUGCCUCAAACUCAACAACCCCAUACGCAGGGCCUGCAUCAGCCUGGUGGAGUGGAAGCCAUUUGAUAUCUUUAUAUUAAUUGCGAUUUUUGCCAACUGUAUGGCCUUAGCUGUCUAUAUUCCCUUUCCUGCAGAUGAUUCCAACUCCACAAACCACGACCUGGAAACAGUGGAAUAUGCCUUCCUCAUCAUUUUCACAAUUGAGACCUUCCUGAAGAUUAUUGCUUAUGGAUUGGUGGCACACCAGAAUGCAUACGUGAGAAACGGCUGGAACAUGCUGGAUUUCGUCAUUGUUGUGAUCGGGCUGUUCAGUGUCGUCUUGGAGGUGUUGACCAAAGAUGAGAAGGCGGAGGAAGCCGCUGCUGUGGCCGCCGCCGCCGCCGCUGCCGCCGCCGCCGCCGCCUCGGCCGCAUCCAACACCCACCCGUCCAUGCACGGCCACGGGGGCAAGCCCGGCGGCGGCUUCGAUGUCAAGGCCCUGCGCGCCUUCCGCGUGCUGAGGCCCCUGCGCCUGGUCUCAGGAGUACCCAGUUUACAGGUGGUGCUGAACUCCAUCAUCAAAGCCAUGGUCCCCCUCCUGCACAUCGCUCUCCUGGUGUUGUUCGUUAUCAUCAUCUAUGCUAUUAUCGGCCUGGAGCUUUUCAUCGGAAAGAUGCACGCUACCUGCUAUAUCCCAGGCACAGUGGACAUCAUAGCGGAGGACAACCCGGCUCCGUGUGCCAUCUCAGGCCACGGCCGCACCUGCUCCAUGAACGGCACCGUGUGCAGGGAGGGCUGGCACGGCCCCAACGACGGCAUCACCAACUUCGACAACUUCAUGUUCGCCAUGUUGACGGUGUUCCAGUGCAUCACCAUGGAGGGCUGGACAGAUGUGCUGUACUGGAUGAACGAUGCGAUGGGCUUGGAGCUUCCAUGGGUGUACUUUGUCAGUCUCGUGAUCUUCGGCUCUUUUUUCGUUCUUAACCUGGUUUUGGGUGUGUUGAGCGGAGAGUUCUCUAAGGAGAGGGAGAAGGCCAAAGCGCGCGGAGACUUCCAGAAGCUGCGGGAGAAGCAGCAGUUGGAGGAGGACCUGAAGGGGUACCUGGAUUGGAUCACCCAGGCCGAGGACAUCGACCCCGAGAACGAGGACGAGGGCGACGAGGGGAGCAAGCGUAACCGAGUAACUCUGGCUGACCUCACAGAGAAGAAGAAAGGAAGGGCCUUUGGGUGGUUCAGCCAGUCCUCCGAGACACAUGCGAGUGUGCCGGCCAGUGAGACAGAGUCUGUGAACACAGAGAAUCCCAACGGAGAGGAUGAGAAGGCGCCAUGUUGUGGGCCUUUUUGUCAAAAAAUUUCCAAGUCAAAGUUCAGUCGGCGCUGGCGUCGAUGGAACAGGUGCUGUCGAAGGAACUGCCGGUUUGCGGUGAAAUCGGUGCCUUUCUAUUGGUUGGUCAUCAUCCUGGUGUUCCUCAACACGCUCACCAUCUCAUCCGAACACUACAACCAACCCGAUUGGUUGACGCAAGUCCAAGACGUGGCCAACAAGGUGCUGCUGGCCAUGUUCACGUGUGAGAUGCUGGUGAAGAUGUACAGCCUGGGGCUGCAGUGCUACUUUGUGUCCCUGUUCAACCGCUUCGACUGCUUCGUGGUGUGCGGGGGCAUCACGGAGACCAUCCUGGUGGAGCUGGAGAUCAUGCCUCCUCUCGGCAUCUCUGUGUUCCGCUGUGUCCGCCUGCUCCGGAUCUUCAAGGUCACACGCCAUUGGCAAUCUCUGAGCAACCUGGUGGCGUCCCUGCUGAACUCUAUGAAGUCCAUCGCCUCCCUGCUACUGCUGCUCUUCCUCUUCAUCAUCAUCUUCUCCCUGCUGGGCAUGCAGGUGUUUGGGGGCAAGUUCAACUUUGACGAGACCCAGACCAAGAGGAGCACCUUCGACAACUUUCCCCAGGCCCUGCUCACCGUCUUUCAGAUCCUGACCGGAGAGGACUGGAACGCCGUCAUGUAUGACGGUAUCAUGGCGUACGGCGGGCCCUCCUCCACAGGGAUGAUCGUCUCCAUCUACUUCAUCAUCCUCUUCAUCUGCGGAAACUACAUCCUCCUGAACGUCUUCUUGGCCAUUGCUGUGGACAACUUGGCCGACGCUGACUCUCUCAACACCCCCGCGGACAAGAAGGACAUAAAGGAUGACGAGAAAGACGAGAAGGAGGAGGAGGAGGAGAUCGAGGACAACGCCGCAGAGGAGGACGACCCGGAGGUGCCGUCGGGCCCGCGCCCGCCCAUCUCGGAGCUGGUGAAGAAGGAGAAGAUCACCCCCAUCCCGGAGGGCAGCGCCUUCUUCAUCUUCAGCAACACCAACCCGAUUCGCGUUGGAUGCCAUAAGCUGAUCAACCACCACAUCUUCACCAACCUCAUCCUGGUCUUCAUCAUGCUCAGUUCGGCCUCCCUGGCAGCAGAGGACCCCAUCCGCAACUUCUCAGCACGGAACAUUAUACUUGGUUACUUUGACUAUGCUUUCACGGCUAUCUUUACUGUUGAGAUCGUGUUGAAGAUGACCACCUACGGAGCCUUCCUUCAUAAAGGAGCCUUCUGCAGGAAUUACUUUAACCUUCUGGACCUGUUGGUGGUGGGCGUGUCCCUGGUGUCCUUUGGCAUUCAGACCUCUGCCAUAUCGGUGGUGAAGAUUCUCCGGGUGCUGCGAGUGCUUCGGCCCCUGAGGGCCAUCAACAGAGCCAAGGGCCUGAAGCAUGUGGUCCAGUGUGUGUUCGUGGCCAUCCGUACCAUCGGUAACAUCAUGAUCGUCACCACGCUGCUGCAGUUCAUGUUCGCCUGCAUAGGAGUCCAACUCUUCAAGGGAAAGUUUUAUCGCUGCACGGACGAAGGAAAGUCAAACGCAGAUGAGUGCAAAGGGACGUACAUCCUGUACAAGGACGGAGACGUGAACCAGCCCGCCAUCCACAAGAGGCUGUGGCUCAACAGCGAGUUCAACUUCGACAACGUCCUCAUGGCCAUGAUGGCGCUGUUCACCGUGUCCACCUUUGAGGGCUGGCCCGCGUUGUUGUACAAGGCCAUUGACUCAAACAGGGAGAACCUGGGGCCCAUUUACAACUACCGCGUGGAGAUCUCCAUCUUCUUCAUCAUCUACAUCAUCAUCAUCGCCUUCUUCAUGAUGAAUAUCUUUGUAGGUUUUGUCAUUGUCACGUUUCAGGAGCAGGGAGAGAAAGAGUACAAAAACUGUGAACUCGACAAAAACCAGCGCCAGUGUGUGGAGUACGCCCUCAAGGCACGGCCACUGAGGCGCUACAUCCCCAAGAACCCGUACCAGUACAAGUUCUGGUACGUGGUCAACUCCACGGGCUUUGAGUACAUCAUGUUUGUGCUCAUCAUGCUCAACACGCUGUGCCUCGCUGUACAGCAUUAUGGGCAGUCAGCGACCUUCAACUAUGUGAUGGACAUCCUCAACAUGGUCUUUACUACGGUUUUCACUGUAGAGAUGUUCCUCAAACUCAUCGCUUUCAAACCCAGGCACUAUUUCACUGAUGCUUGGAACACGUUUGAUGCCUUAAUUGUUGUCGGUAGCGUCGUCGACAUUGCUAUCACUGAAGUGAAUCCAACGGAGACUCCUCAGGUGGAUGAGCAGGGGAACACGGAGGACAGCGCGCGCAUCUCCAUCACCUUCUUCCGUCUCUUCCGAGUCAUGCGAUUGGUCAAGCUGCUGAGCAGGGGGGAGGGCAUCCGCACCCUGCUGUGGACCUUCAUCAAGUCCUUCCAGGCCCUGCCCUAUGUGGCCCUUCUGAUCGCCAUGUUGUUCUUUAUCUACGCUGUCAUCGGCAUGCAGGUGUUUGGUAAGAUCGCCAUGGUGGACCACACGCACAUCAACCGAAACAACAACUUCCAGACCUUUCCACAGGCUGUGCUUCUGCUGUUCAGGUGUGCUACCGGUGAAGCAUGGCAGGAGAUCAUGCUAGCCUGCAUGCCGGGCAAACUGUGUGACCCGGAGUCAGACUACAACCCCGGAGAAGAGAUGACUUGCGGCAGCGGAUUCGCUGUCAUCUACUUCAUCUCUUUCUACAUGCUCUGCGCCUUCUUGAUUAUCAACUUGUUUGUGGCCGUCAUCAUGGAUAACUUUGACUAUCUCACGCGUGAUUGGUCAAUUCUGGGGCCGCACCACCUGGACGAGUUCAAGAGGAUCUGGUCUGAGUAUGACCCCGAGGCGAAAGGGAGAAUCAAACACCUGGAUGUUGUCACACUCCUCCGUCGGAUCCAACCGCCUCUCGGCUUCGGAAAGCUAUGCCCACACAGAGUGGCAUGCAAGAGGUUGGUUGCUAUGAACAUGCCUUUGAACAGUGAUGGGACGGUCAUGUUCAACGCCACCCUGUUCGCUCUGGUGCGCACCGCCCUGAAGAUCAAAACAGAGGGUAAUCUGGAGCAGGCCAAUGAGGAGCUGCGGGCUGUCAUCAAGAAGAUCUGGAAGAGAACUAGCAUGAAGCUGCUGGAUCAAGUGGUUCCCCCUGCUGGUGAUGAUGAGGUUACCGUGGGGAAGUUCUAUGCCACCUUCCUGAUACAGGACUACUUUAGGAAAUUCAAGAAACGUAAAGAGGAGGGCCUGGUGGGAGCGCACCCGACCCAAAACAACACGGCCAUCGCCCUGCAGGCUGGUCUCCGCACACUCCAUGAUAUUGGGCCGGAAAUCCGCCGAGCGAUAUCAUGUGAUCUGCAGGACGAUGAACUAGUAGACUUUAUCCCAGAGGAGGACGAGGAAAUUUAUAGGCGCAACGGCGGCCUGUUCGGCAACCACGUGAUGAACGGCGGCCACCGCCGCGCGGAGCAGCACCAGACCAACGCCACGCAGCGGCCCCUGCAGGUGCAGCCGCCGCCGCACUACGCCCACAUGGAGGAGCAGCCGGCGGGCCGCCUGGGCCGCGCCAACGCCAUGUCGCACCCCAACAACAACCACCACCACCCGCACCACCACCACCACAACCGCCACCACCACCACCACCACAACUCCUACAGCAAGUCGCCCAAGUCCACCAACAUCAACCUGAACAACGCCAACGCCUCCACGUUGCCCAACGGCGGCGGCGGCGGCGGCGGCGGCGGCCACCACCACCACCAGCAGCAGCAGCAGCGCCGCUACUACGACCACGCCGCCGCCCCCACGGCGCCCAACGGCUACCCGGGCCACCGCGGGCCCCCCGCCGGCAGCAACGGCGCCUACUACGAGUACGAGAAGCCACGCACCCCCCAGGGUCAAAGGCGACGCUACGUUGAGACGUAUGUUAGGACCCACACGGGGGACAGCCGCCACCCCACCAUCCGCAGGGAGGAGGAGUUUGAGGAGGACCGCUACUCUGGAGAGUACUACAGCGGGGAGGAGUUCUACGAGGACGACAGCAUGCUGUCCGGAGAGAGGUAUCCGAACAGCGACACAGAGUACGAGACGCCCAAAGGUUACCACCACCCCGACAGUUACUAUGACGACGACGAGCAGCCGCUCUACCGCGAUUCACGUAGGUCGCCGAAACGACGACAGCUUCCUGCCACGCCUCAAGCUCAUAGGAGGCCCUCCUUCAACUUUGAGUGUCUGCGCCGGCAGGGGAGCCAGGACGAGCUACCCCACCAGCGCACGGCUCUGCCCCUGCACCUCAUGCAGCACCAGGUGAUGGCCGUCGCCGGCCUGGACUCCAGCCGGGCGCAGCGCCCCUCCCCGACCCGCUCCACCCGCUCCUGGGCCACGCCCCCGGCCACGCCCGGCAGCAAGGACCAGUCGCCCUACUACACACCCAUGAUCCGCGUGGACCACCCCCGCCGAGAGAGCCUGGCCAACAGCCACGUGCCCGACCGCAAGAGCUCCUGGUACACGGACGAUCCCGAGUUCUCCCUGAGGACCUACUCGCCCGCCCACCUGCAGGUGCCCCCAGGGUACCGCAGCCAGUACCACCAGAAGAGGGGCAGCGCCACCAGCCUGGUGGAGGCGGUGCUGAUCUCGGAGGGCCUGGGCCGCUACGCCAAGGACCCCAAGUUCGUGGCGGCCACCAAGCACGAGAUCGCCGACGCGUGCGAGAUGACCAUCGACGAGAUGGAGAGCGCCGCCAGCCACCUGCUGAACGGGGGCGUGGCGCCGGGGCUGAACGGCGGCGUCACGGUGUUCCCCGUGGCCACGCCCCGGGACUACGACUCCCAGGACGCGGCGGCCAGCUACAGCGACGAGGAGCCCGACGGCCCGCGGCGGGCGUCGUACGAGGAGGACCUGGCCGACGAGAUGAUCUGCAUCACCACGUUAUAGCAGCGGCCCCCAGAGCCACGGAGGACCACAGCC